Molecule: messenger RNA, 4702 nt
Organism: Manduca sexta (tobacco hornworm)
Lineage: Eukaryota; Metazoa; Arthropoda; Insecta; Lepidoptera; Sphingidae
Gene: rempA
Product: intraflagellar transport protein 140 homolog
Exons: 11
Coding region: 430-4527 (1365 amino acids)
Biological process (GO): intraciliary retrograde transport
Cellular component (GO): axoneme; ciliary basal body; intraciliary transport particle A
Molecular function (GO): protein binding
Source: RefSeq, a predicted model, not a curated record
AUUGCCAUAACAACGUGACAUUGGCGGAAUAGCUUCAUAAUCAAGCUCGUCGCCAGUAAUCAAAGAAGAAGAAGAAGAAAAUUGCCAUGUUGCAAGGAUAAAAAUACCACCUUUUAAUGUUCCGCUUCACUUUUUUGUUUUUUUAUAAGAACGUUCUUCUGACAAUAAUUAACACAACAAAAAAAGAAAGAAAUUCUUCCCUCCGUUCACGUGUGACGCGAUAAUCAAGGGAAAUAGAGUUCAUUUUUAUAUUUAUAUUAUAGAUUUGUAUUUCUUUAAAUUUAAAUUACUCUUUAGUUUAUUUACAAUAGCAACACUAGUAUCCUAGCAACCGGAUAUGUAAAUAAAAAUUAAAUUGUUUCAGAAGUCAAAACUUAUUCUAUUGAAAAUAAGAAAAAAUUGUAACUUGUUUAAAAGUAAUGUGAAACGAUGACAUUGUAUAUUGACACUAAACUUACUUUUACUGAUGGAAAUGUAGUUUCAACUGUUGGUUCAUGGCACCCAUCACUACCACUACUUGCUAUUGGGUCAUACAAUCAAGAGAAAGGGGGAUUUGUAACAAUAUUUCAAGAGAAUGGUUUUCCUUUGGAAGGCUGCGAAUGGCCUAUACUUUUAUCAAAUCAAGUGACAGCUCUAGCCUGGCACCCCACCAGACGAUUACUGGUGGUGGGAUGGGACGGUGGCGAGCUUUACAUCUGGCUGGAAUACUCCUGGGCCCGUUUAGAAGCACCUCAUAAUGCAGCAUUGACCACAGUUGCUUUCAGUCACGGAGGAGGAAGAUUGCUGGCCACUGACGCUGCUGGCUCUCUCUCAGGCUGGCAGUCGAGCUCAGGAGCACCAUUAACAUCUUUCCAUCAUCAACUGGGUGAUGUUAUCACUCACAUAACAUUUUGCACCCCUAGGCCUAAUACAGAAUCUUCAAUCAGAGGUCUGGCACGUGCAGCAGUUGCAGGUGAUGAAAAUGCACUUGAUGCUCUUGCUGCUUGGAGACCUCGGACCACAGCCCGGGUUAGAGAGAGCUCUCAGCCUGACAACCAUUGCUGCUAUGCGUCACAAGACAAUGGAAUUAUCCUCUACAUUGACCACUCUGGUGCUUGCUCAGAGGUCCUCAAUGCACCAGGGAAUAUUGUGUUUAUGGGGAUAAUUAGCAAUAUUUACCUUCUUGUGGCUUGGGAGUCCGGAGGUGCCUUAAGUCUGACUAGGUUUAUGACUUCUGAUGAUGGAUCCUUAACUACAGACACUCAUGUACGAAUGGCUGCAAGGAACGGUCAAUGUUUAGUACUGGCAGGAAACUUUUAUGUUGCUAUAAUAACUGGGGAUAAUGUUAUCAGAGUGUGGGAUAGUGAUACAGGUGACAAUGAUGUACUGCCUAAUGAACAAGAAGUGAUAGCUCCUGAAGAUAUAUUUACAAGUAUCAGUUACUGCAAUUUAAGUGAUACAUUAUGCUGUGGAACUGCCCAGGGUAAUUUAUAUCUUUGGAGAAGAGACCAUAGAAAUAAUUGGAAGUUGAUAAGCAGUACUUCAGUCAAGGGCACUGUUAAGGAAGUCAGUUGGGGCUCUGAAGGUCUCAUGAAUCCGUUACUCCAUGUUAAUUGCAUAACAAGUGUGUAUGUGCUCAGGGAGCAACCUGUGUGCUGGGGAUACUCACCAAAAGUAUCCAUGGUGCAAAAAUCUGCCAAUGAAAUAGUGAUAACCCAAAAAACUGAUGUCACAUCUAGUAUUAACUCUACAAUCACAAUUCGAGCUUUUGCUUUUAAAGACCAGUAUGUAGCCAUUGGAGAUGGUAAGGAUGUGCAGAUUUGGAUGUGCAGCAAAGAUAAUGAAGUUAAAUUCACGUUUCUUCGUACUUUUUCGUGGAAAACGGAUGUGUUAAUCAUACACAAUGAUCUCCUUGUAGGAGUCACCCACCCUCACAUUGAGUGCUAUUCCAUUACUGGGACCAGUUUAGGAAUCUUGCCAAGCAUCGAAGGCGAGGGAGAGCCCAUUGGCGUGACGAAUACCCAUAAAUUCGUUGUCAUCACAACUAUGGAUGGUACCCUCAAAUUAGCCGAAAUCACAAAGAAAGGUCUGAGGAUGCCAUAUCCCCCAAAAAAUUGCUAUCAGUUGAUAGAGGACUUUGGUGAGGUAAUGAGAGCUUCAGUUAAUUGUGCUGGUCGUUACAUUUGCUUGAGUAUCGCAAACGCUGGCCUCGCUCCCGACCCCAGGCUUUACCUGUGGGAUGUAGCUAAUGACGUCAUCACGACUAAACUGCUCGCCGAAAAUUCUACUCCCCCAUACCAAAGCGUUCCCAUUGCAAUCCUGUGGGAUUGCAACGAUCCCAGAAUAGUUGCUGUGCACAUGAGAUCUGCGGAUUUUGAUCAAAUUCAUUUAUUUUUCUGUCACGAAGGCAAACUAUUCGAAUACAAAAAUUGGUGUCAAUCGGAAGAAUAUUUUUCAAUGGAUUUUAUGCUGUGCACGUUGUACGCUCCGUACGUAGUUACAAUGGCGCAACAAUCCAUUAAAAAGAUUUUAAUGCGUGAAUUUGAAGACAUUACUGACUAUGACACAGGUAGCGUGCGACAAGUAUUGGAUUUCCUCUAUUACAUGACAACUGAGAAUUUAGAAAAAGCAGUUGUAGUAGGCUCUAACAUAUCGGGUGGCAAUAGCACCAUAAUAUGGAACAGCUUGGCGAAAAUGUGCGUGUCGCUACGACGCCCUGACGUUGGGGCUAUCUGCUUGAGUAAGAUGGGAGAUUUGAAAGGGGCUCUUAUGCUGCGGAAAAUAAUGAGCAACGAUGAAAUGAACGACACCUGCAAAGUCGGUGUGCUCGCGAUCAACCUGGGCAUGACGGACGAAGCAGAAAAAUUGUUCAACGAGGCUCAAAGGCCAGAUUUAGUACUGCGUCUUAUAUCAGCAAAGGAAGGCGGGUUGAAGAAAAUAACUGAAGGCAGUAAGGAGGGCGAAAACAUCUUGUUAAUUAAAAGCGCACAGCACAAACUGGCUAAAAUGACUUGGGCGAACGGAGACACAGCGGCUUCAUUGAAACUUUUCGAAAGCGCUGGCACCCUGGUACCUCAUGUGCCGCGAAUGUUGAUAGCACAGGGCCAAGCCCAAGCCCUGGCCCAAUAUGUGGCUAACUCCAACGAUCCGAACCUCAUAACUUGGUGGGGACACUAUCUGGAGAGUAUAGGGGACCUAGACGGCGCGCUGGAAGCGUACGCCCGAGCGACUGAUUAUGGUGAGCAGACGCGACUCCUCUGCCAUAUGGAGAGGAUCGAAGAGACGGAGAAGGUGUGCCAGAAGAAUCGAUCCUCCAUGUAUCAAAUGGCGAGAUACUUGGAGAUGCAACCAGACAAAACGGAGGCGGCUGUCAAGAUGUACAUGCGUUGCGGCGCGGUGUCGUCUGCGAUUCGCGUGUGCUCGGAGGCGAGCGCUUGGAGUCUGCUGCGACGCGUGGCCCUCGCCGCGCCACACUCGCACCACGCGCUGCACGCCGCCAACGUGCUAGAACACGCUGGACAGAUACAAGACGCCAUCACACUGUACCAGAAAGCUGGAAAGGUCCACAUGGCACUCAAACUAGCGCUUGAAUCUGGAGACACAAACGCAAUAAUAACAGCCGUGGAGACGCUGGGCGACAAGGUGGACCCAGAAAUGGCGCAUGCCCUCGCCGUCCAUCUGAGGAACGCCAACCAUCAUUCACAUGCGGCGGCGCUGUUAGCUACUGCUGGAAAAUACGAAGAAGCACUAGACAUAGUGGAGCAGAGUUCGGCGCCGCUAUCAGAGGCGUUGGGCGAGCGUCUGGCGGCGCCGGCCGGGGCGCGCGGACGAGACGCGCUGCUGCGGCGCCUCGCCGACGUGCUCGGCGCCAGGGGACUCUACCACCAGGCCGCCAAGAGACUCGCGCAGGCCGGAGACAAGGCGGGCGCGAUGCGUUGGCUGAUGCGGUCGGGCGACGCGGACCGCAUAGCGGUGUUUGCGGCGGCUACGCGCGACCGCGGCGCGCAGCUGCUGGCGGCGGAGUACCUGCGCCGGCGCGGCCCGUGGCGCACGCGCCCUGACCUGGCGCGGCACGUGCGCGCCUUCUACACGCGCGCCGGCGCAUACGACAAGCUCGCCGCCUUCCACGCCGACUGCGCCAACCACGAGAUCGAAGAGUACGAGAAUUACGAAAAGGCCCUGGAAUCACUGAAAGAAGCUCUUAAGUGUUUGGCGAAAGUGUCAGAUACGGAUACAAGUAUCCAAAUGAGAGCGUUACAAGAACAAAGCACUCUGGUGAAACGGUUUUUGGAUAUGAAGAAAACUCUAGAGUCUGGCGAAAUAAACACCGGUGUAAUUGGCGGCAACCAAUUGCUGAAGGCUAUAAACGCGUCCGGUCGUGUCGGCCUCAUUUCGGAGGAGAAGGUGCUAAAGACGUUGCUGCACCACGCACACAGCCACGUCGAGGCUCCGCGUUUCGAACAGCAAUUGAAAGAAUUGCAUCAACAAGUCAGCGAUGAGGUGGGAAGUACGGAAUCUCCAGAUCAAAGUAUAGAAGAAGAAAUGUGAAUGAAUAACAAUAAUUUGUUUAUUAUUCCGUCCAUGUAAUUUAUAAGUAAAUAAAAUUAAUUGAAUAAAAAUAUUGUUUCUUAAGUUGUUACUUAAGUAAUUAGACCUGGAUGCUAGAUGUAAAAAUCCAUUGGAAUAGGACCAUUUCAUUAUAUUUAGUUCUUUCCCUAUAGAA